Molecule: messenger RNA, 3219 nt
Organism: Huiozyma naganishii CBS 8797
Lineage: Eukaryota; Fungi; Ascomycota; Saccharomycetes; Saccharomycetales; Saccharomycetaceae
Gene: SIP4
Product: Sip4p
Exons: 1
Coding region: 1-3219 (1072 amino acids)
Biological process (GO): regulation of DNA-templated transcription
Molecular function (GO): zinc ion binding; DNA-binding transcription factor activity, RNA polymerase II-specific
Source: RefSeq, a predicted model, not a curated record
AUGGAAUCGAGUUCAAGUUCGCAUAGUGUCGUUAGUGCGUCUAAGAGUAACCAGAGAGUGAAAUUCAGGAAGAAUCAGGCUUGUGAUAGGUGCCGGUUGAAAAAAAUUAAAUGUGAUGGUUUGAAACCCACUUGCACAAACUGUGCCAAGAUCAAUUUCUUAUGUAAGACGUCCCAUAAAUUGUCGAGGAGAGGUCUGCCCAAGGGUUACACCGAGGCCCUAGAACAGGAAGUGGUUCGAUUACAAAAUGUACUAAGGGACCAAAACAUAGAAUUUAAUAAAAUGGACGUCAGGUCCACUGUAGGUGAUGAAAAAGAAUUAAUAUCAUCCACUCAAGAACAGUUUGAUAGGGAUCCUGGUUUAUCACAUUCUCCAGUGGGGAAAACAAAUGCGGCUCUCACUGCAACUGAAGAAACUCCUGGUACAAUGAAAAUGUCCUUAAUGAACGAUACUUUCCAUUUGGCUCCCAAUUAUUAUCUACAAACAGCCAACGAAUAUUAUUUGGGGAAUUGGACUUGGAAAACUUUGUUAGAGGGAGACAGUGAUAGAAACAGGGAAAGUGUUGUUCCAAGUGGGAAAGAGGAUAGUUGGCUGCGCGAAGUACAGUACCAGUUAAUUCUUCGUCACCUAGAGUUAAACUCCCAAUAUUACUACUUGCCCCAAUUCUUGGUACAAAAAUACGGUAGUAAUUCUGUGCUGCUGAAAAAAUUGUUGUUAACAGCCCUAAAUAACUUCUUUGACUGUCACAAUUCACUGGUACCCAUCCUCUUCUCGCAAGAUGACUGGAAAAAAUCUUUACAAGAAUUUAUUGAGAACAAUGAUAAUAAUGGUCAGAUAAGUUUGAAUUUUCUACUGAGAGAUAAAAACGAUCCAUUGAACCUCGUGUGCAUGCUUUAUAUUGUCCAACUGAAUUGGAACUGUAUUUCUCCCUUUAAACUGUUCGAAAUGACCAAGUUCGUAUGCACGGCAACAACCAACGAAACCAUACAAAACUUUCAAGUUCUUUUGCUGGCGUGCUAUUAUUUCAUGGGGAGUAGCGAUCCAGCAGAUAUUAUUCGAGCCACAGAGUUGUUAAACUUGGCUCACGCAAAAGUUGUCACUAUGGGACUCUUCAUCAAUGCCCGAAAUUUAGUCCCCAUGAUGCGGAAUAAAUCAGAAGGACUACCAAAUAGACAAAAUAUAAGCAACAGUGUCACCAAGACAGUUUCUUUUUGGUGCUUUGAAUUCCUAAAUGGGUGGUGGAGUUUCUUGCAGGGACUACCAAAGACUGAUUUCCUGGUUAGUGAAUUUCAUCCUAGAAACCUUUCAGUUUUAAAUAUUCCAAGUUUGAAACCAUUCAGUUUACUAGUUGAUAUUUUUUUAGUUGAGUUGGAUGGGAGGAACCUACUACAAACGAUAAAACAAGACCAAAACGCAAAAUUGAUUCUAAGCGUCGAGAACUUCAGAAAAGUACUAUCAGACUGGAGACUAUAUCAUGACUUGGAAGAGCAUGAUGAACUUAACAGAGCAUUCUUAUUACAGAAUAAAAGUGGUGAAGAUACAGGGGAUAAACCACCCGCUGAUGGUUUAAACUACAAAACACAUGAUAAAGUGUUGAACGUGCCGGUCAUCAAUUUGGGGAAGGCAGAAAGUGUAGAGAUCCAACUAACACUGUACUAUUUGGUGCUACUCUUAAUUUCGCAUGGAAGAUUUUCAAGGCAAAAAAUGAUAAAGAAGUCUAAGCUGAAUUCCUUGGCAGAAAUAUCCUUUGAGAUCCUUUCUCUCUAUUACCUCAUUUUAGUAAAGAGGACAGUUAAUGAACAACCUAAGCAGUUCGAGGUUUUCCAUUUUUUACCCUGUCCAAACGAUGACGUUGUGUCAAUGAGUCUGGAAUGCCUAUGCCAAUGGGGCGAGGUUUAUAACAACAACGUACAACAAAAAAAUAGCAAAGUUAAGCAGGAUGUUCAAUGGAACUUCAAGAAAUAUAAGUGCUUUCUGUUACAGUGGUGUCAGGUGUGGUAUUUCGACAAUAAUAAUGAAGACGGUGGAUUAUAUUCCAAACUGUCAUCGACCUAUGAUUUUGACUCAUGUAACUUAGAGGUAACCUCUAUGAAUGAUAAUUUUGAACCUCUAGUGGGUAGAACCAAAUACUUGAACUCGCUUUCUGAAUUCCAGUCUCUGGGAACGAAGAAUGUUUUCCUUCGCACAGAUUCCAAGGCUAUCAUGGAUCAGUUUAAUAUGUUUUCAGGAAAUAAUAACAACUUCUCGUCUAUCUUUAGGCAGAUGAACACUCCUAUCCUCGGGAAUGAGAUGGGCAAUGCGCUUGUUAACAAUUCCGGUGGUAUUGGCCAAAAUAAUAACCCACUGCUGACAUUACUAGGUGUGAAAAGUAGCAACAAUAUGAGUUCUGCAUACAAUCUCUCUCCCCAGGGCAGGAAACAAGAAGAAUCUGAUGAUGGUUAUGCCGAGGACGACGACGAGGACGAUGAAUCAGGUCCGUUGGAGAUCCCGUUUAGAAGGAGAGGAUCUCUCUUUCAACAGCGGCAUAUACAGCCGCCACAGGACAAAACCUUUGAAUACGACCGUAAUGCGUCCAACGAUCAGCGGCAGAGCGUCGAUCAUAUAAUUUUAGAGAAUAAAGAAGGUUCCGUGAUGGCGGCUGAUCAAUAUGAGAUCAACUCUCGAAACGGUACGAUAAAGAGGCCCAAAAGUAGGAACGCCGAGAGCAGAUAUCCGAAAAAAAGACUGAAGCAUGACCAGGACCUAGGCACUGCUUCUAGCAAUGUGACAGUUCUCAAUGUUUUGCGAAGCCCAGCCACUAGCGAGCCCAGGCCGCUCCCCCAACUUCUGACUCAGGGACAAGACCAAGAGCAGCAACAGUCUGCUGGCCAACUUCCACCACCAGAACCGGUCCAUCCGCAGUUUUCCCCACCAGCCUCCACGAGCAUGGCUCUAAUCCGGUCACCGUUUGCAUCUACGUUGGUACUACAGGAGAAUUUUCUCAACUACAACGGAUCAAACCUCAACAUGAGGUCUUCCGAAAACCUGGCAGGCCCUCUUGUGGAAACACCACGGACUUUUGUGGACAUGAUGCUCAUCCCUCAAGGCAACAACGCCGAGAGAAACGAUGACACAAAUGCAAGUAGCGGAACGCAUAACUACUCUGCGAACAACAAAAAUCCAAACACCUCUGGACCAUGCAGCACCAAUAUCAGUGCCAGUAACAGUCCUGCGCAGUGA